AGGGAGUGUUUAUGUGCGUACUAGGCGUCUAACACGUGACAAAAAGAGAUACAGACUUCAGCAUACAGACACGCUUGUUUCCACGACGACGACGGCAAACAUGGGGGCUGUGGUGGGUUCGCUGACCAUGCAGACCAAGACGAGAAGGUUGUCCAGGGACAAAAAUGAUGAUGACUUGGAGAUUACCAUGGUGUGCCAUCGACCGGAGGGACUCGACCAGCUGGAAGCUCUAACCAAAUUCAGCAAAAGAGAGCUCCAAGUGCUCUACCGGGGCUUUAAGAAUGAGUGUCCAAGUGGCGUUGUGAAUGAGGAAACAUUCAAGCAAAUAUACUCCCAGUUCUUUCCACAUGGAGAUGCCAGCACCUACGCACACUACCUGUUCAAUGCGUUUGACACAGCACAUAGUGGCUCCAUAAAGUUUGAGGACUUUGUAACAGCUCUGUCCAUCCUGCUGAGGGGCUCCAUCACUGAGAAGCUAGAGUGGACCUUCAACCUUUACGAUAUCAACAGAGAUGGAUACAUCAACAAAGAGGAGAUGACAGACAUCGUCAGAGCGAUAUACGAUAUGAUGGGGAAAUACACUUACCCUGUCUUGAAAAAUGACGCUCCCAAACAGCAUGUGGAGGCUUUCUUUCAGAAAAUGGACAAAAACAGAGACGGUGUGGUCACUCUGGAUGAAUUCAUCUUCUCUUGUCAAGAGGAUGAAAACAUCAUGAGGUCUCUACAGCUCUUUGAAAAUGUCAUCUAGACAACAAAGAAGAGGGAGACGGUGCAAAAUAGACAGCACAGAGCGAGAGAAGAGACGAGAACGAAGAACAAAGUGAAGGAGAGAUGAACACACAAGUGAAAAGGAACAGCGGAGCUUGUAGUUGAAAGGAAAAAUGGAUCUUGUCGUUUUUUUGAGGGACGGUUGAGAGACGAAACUUCAUGGAAUGCAUCUUUCUGAAACAAAUCCAUGGCGACAAACGUUUUGGAGAACGUGUAUUGGACUUAAACCUUUCAUCUGACCUCUGUAACCAUUUACCUCGCCUCCAUCUCCCUCGUUUGUUGCUGUUGUUACGGUUACUGUCACCUCAAACAGUGUGUAUUUCAUGGCAUUGUGUAAAUACUGAGUCUCUCACAUUUGGUCAAAUACUUUUAUGAAACGUGUAAAUUGAACCACAUUAACAAGCAGGACUGGAAUUCCUAAAAGCAGCUAAGCAGUGAGAGGCUUAAAUAAUAGCUGUUUGCAUCAUGAAUUUCUGUGUCAACACAACAAACAUGAGCGUUAUUGUGAAGCAUGCAAGACAGAGGCCUGUGGCAUAUUCAACACGGGCUGUGUGCCGUAAAAAAAACUUGGUGGCAAUAUACUCGGCUAAGUGCGUACAUUUUGGAAGCCACGGUCUGGGUGUAGCAUCGUACAGAGCCACCUCAUCUGUUUUCAGAGUCAAUUCGGACACAGGCCUGUAAAGGUUUGCAGAGCUGAAUUUAACCUCAGCCAGCGUGCAGUCUUUUGUCUCGUGACAGCUUGCAGCGGUCGUCUUUACACCAACUGUGUGUUCCAGUGGUGUCGGUCAGUGUUUCAAUGUUGUAACGGCUCCACUGUAGAUAUUUAACUGUUGUAUUUGUGGCUUCAUCUCGCCGUGUCUUGUCUGCGUGUUUCUGAUUCUGACUAUCUGUCUAUCUCUCUGUCAAAUUAUAACUGUAAUUAUUCUAUCUGACACUCAUUGUUAAAUAAAGAGUCCAUUUAGAAGUUUAAUGGCACACAGAUGCUGAGUGACACAGGAAUGUGCAUGUGUUUGUGUGUGUGUGUGUGUUUGGUUUCUGUUUGCCUAAAUAUAAAUGUGAUUUUUCUAGCAUUUAGCUUCAUCUUGUGGACACUAGAAUCAGUUUCUGCCAGAGAGGAGAGUUUUGUCGUCAAUUCUGUCUGUUAAAAAUGUUGACUCAGAGCCACCAACCGUUCACUGUGAGGGAGAGACAAGAGAGGGGAGUGAGUGGAGAAAGAAUAGAGGAAGAUGUGAGAAUAAGACAGAAGACGAGAGAGAGAGACCUUGUCACUGAUUCUGAAGGAAUGGAAGCCAUGUUUCGAACAAGAGCCAUCGUUUUUGAAGAUUGAGCAGGACAAAAAUACAGAUUUAUAAAUGAUUUACUGUCAUGCCCACUCACUGUGCUACCAA
Messenger RNA from Cottoperca gobio, 2156 nucleotides. It is a transcript of the gene kcnip1a, whose product is annotated as Kv channel interacting protein 1 a. The record is from RefSeq and is a predicted model, not a curated record. Gene Ontology annotation, molecular function: transmembrane transporter binding; potassium channel regulator activity; calcium ion binding. NCBI's taxonomy places the organism in Eukaryota, Metazoa, Chordata, Actinopteri, Perciformes, Bovichtidae. Gene Ontology annotation, cellular component: voltage-gated potassium channel complex. The transcript is spliced from 8 exons. The coding region runs from base 101 to 748 and encodes 215 amino acids. Gene Ontology annotation, biological process: regulation of potassium ion transmembrane transport.